UUGUCGCUCGGUGCGCGACUUCCGCUUUGAGUGUCAAAUAUGGCCACGUCCAGACUAGAGAUCAAUUUCAUCAGGUUAUUAUCACGCUGUGAAUCUCUGGCUUCAGAGAAAAGAGGCGAGACAGAAUGGAGACUAGAAAAGUAUGUUGGUGCUCUGGAGGAGAUGCUUGUAGCCCUUAAAAAGAGUUCAAGCAAACCAACACCGGAAAUACUGACCGACUACAACCGCAAGGUGGAUUUCCUGAAGGGUCUCUUGGAGGCAGACAAACUGCCAUCUCCAGCAGAGAAGUCUUUAGCGAAUCAGUUUCUGGCACCUGGACGGACACCUACGAUAUCCAGCGAGAGAACGCCGGCCAGUAAGAUGGUGCACAUACAGAGUAAAGCGAGAUGUGCUGAAGAAAUGAGGAAGGAACUGAUGAGCACCGGUGUGUCAAAUUCCGGUUCACUGGAGACGGAUCUCAGACACAGAAAGAGUUUUCCUGUAGAUGAGCGACAGUCGGCGACAGAGCUGGACGCUAUUCUACAGCAUCAUAACAAUCUCCAGGAGAAACUGGCCGAUGACAUGCUGAACCUCGCUCGCAACCUGAAGAACAACUCGCUCGCGGCUCAGAACAUCAUAAAGCAGGACAACCAGACCCUCACUCAGUCCAUGCGUCAGGCCGACAUGAACUUCGAGAAGCUGAAGACCGAGUCGGAUCGCCUGGAACAGCACGCCAAGAAAUCCGUCAACUGGUUCCUGUGGCUGAUGCUGAUCUUGGUCUCCUUCACGUUUAUCAGCAUGAUCCUGUUCAUAAGACUGUUCCCGAGACUCAGAUGAUGAUCGUCAUCGUUAGAUGUGCUAGAUUUACUUUAUCUAAUAACCGCAGGUUUACGUGUAGACACUAGCCAAUGGCCAUAGAGUUGAAUGACAGCCUCAAUCUCUCGAUGUCAUUCCCGUGAAAAUCUACAUUAGCUGCAUGCCUGUCAUGAAGAAUUCCAGUUGAAUCCCUGGGACGAAGCUAAUUCUAAAUUACCAUCAAAAACACGUUGUUCGCUAAAAUGAACGGUAAGUAUAUCGGCCAUUUUAUUUACAACUUAUAAAAUGCUUGUACUAAUUUUGAGACGCGCAUUUUGGGUGCUUACAAAGUUUUCCCUGAAUUGUCGCUAUUCCCAAAAAAAAGGUUCUGUUUAAUAUACAGAUAUGGCUAAAUAUGAUCACGUUUAUGAUCUGAGUUGAUCCGUUUUCUCAUGCUAAAAACGAACCGAGCUGUUUUAAGGUCCAGUCGACUUGUCCUGGCUUGCCGUGUCAAUCAGGAAAAUGUUCUGGCAAGCAUGCAGGAAGUAUUUUUGCUAGUCGGAAGCACAGAUGGAUACUGUCUUCUCCACCCAGAGUGUACAUGCUCCAUAUUUAGCUGCUAAAGAUCUAUUUGUGCUUGUUCCCUAUAUAGCACACGGAGUGUUAAGUAGUGCUCCGAUAGACGUGUUUGUUCAACUGUGCAGCUCUUUUAAUGGAUCUAUUAAUGUUCAUCUGAAACGGACGGUUAUUGAUCAUUUUUAUGUCCUUGUUGUUUUGUUGGCUCCUUUGAUUGAUUCACAUGUGAAGAAAAAACAGCAUAUUAUUUUAAUAAAACAAAUUGCAGUCCUCCUA
Pimephales promelas (fathead minnow) is the source of this 1626-nucleotide messenger RNA. It is a transcript of the gene use1, whose product is annotated as unconventional SNARE in the ER 1 homolog (S. cerevisiae). Gene Ontology annotation, molecular function: SNAP receptor activity. Gene Ontology annotation, biological process: retrograde vesicle-mediated transport, Golgi to endoplasmic reticulum. Gene Ontology annotation, cellular component: SNARE complex; endoplasmic reticulum. Lineage: Eukaryota; Metazoa; Chordata; Actinopteri; Cypriniformes; Leuciscidae. The record is from RefSeq and is a predicted model, not a curated record.